AUGGAUGCAUGUGGCUGGAAAGAAAUGGAGGUCGCUCUGGUGGAUUUCGAUAACUCAGACGAAAUCCAGGAACGGCCAGGCUACGCCGCAGAUUUGAACCCCACCAGCCUGAAAGGCCGGCCUGGGAGCAGCCCCUUCCCCAGCUGGAGGGUCCUCAUCAGUGACAGCACUGGCCACGAGACAGCCUUCUGCAAGCUCCCAGGCGACCUGCCCGACCCCGCCGAGCCCGAGCCGGCAGCCCUGAACGAAGGAAACCAGCGGGUGAUCAUCAACAUCGCUGGGCUGAGGUUCGAGACCCAGCUCCGAACCCUCCAUAAGUUCCCAGAGACCCUGCUGGGAGACCGGGAGAAAAGGAUGCAGUAUUUUGACUCCAUGAGGAACGAGUAUUUCUUUGACAGGAACAGGCCCAGUUUUGACGGAAUCCUAUAUUAUUACCAAUCUGGUGGGAAAAUCCGGCGUCCGGCCAACGUCCCUAUAGACGUCUUCGCCGAUGAGAUCACCUUCUACGAGCUGGGCAGCGAGGCCAUGAGCGAGUUCCGGGAUGACGAAGGCUUCAUCAAAGACCCCGAGACGCCGCUGCCCAGCAAUGACUUCCACCGGCAGUUCUGGCUCCUCUUUGAGUACCCCGAGAGCUCCAGCGCCGCCCGUGGCGUGGCCACGGUCUCCGUGCUGGUGGUCAUCAUCUCCAUCACCAUCUUCUGCCUGGAGACCCUGCCCGAGUUCCGAGAGGACCGGGAGCUGAAGGUGGUGCGGGAGCCCAGCCGCAAUGCCAGCAAGGCCGCCCUCUCGCACUCUGUGUUCACCGACCCCUUCUUCAUGGUGGAGUCCGUCUGCAUCGUGUGGUUCACCUUCGAACUGGCGCUGCGGUUCGUGGUCUGCCCCAGCAAGACGGGCUUCUUCAGGAACAUCAUGAACCUCAUCGAUAUCAUCUCCAUCAUCCCCUACUUUGCGACUGUCAUCACCGAGCUGGUCCAGGAGACGGAACCGACGGCCCAGCAGAACAUGUCCCUGGCCAUCCUGAGGGUCAUCCGGCUGGUGCGUGUCUUCCGCAUCUUCAAGCUCUCCCGCCACUCCAAGGGGCUGCAGGUCCUGGGGCAGACGCUGAAGGCGUCCAUGCAGGAGCUGGGGCUGCUCAUCUUCUUCCUCUUCAUCGGGGUCAUCCUCUUCUCCAGCGCCGUCUACUUUGCCGAGGUGGACGAGCCAGAGUCCCAUUUCUCAAGCAUCCCUGAUGGCUUCUGGUGGGCAGUGGUCACCAUGACGACAGUGGGCUAUGGCGACAUGUGCCCCACCACUGCAGGAGGCAAGAUAGUGGGCAUUCUGUGUGCCAUCGCAGGGGUCCUGACCAUUUCCCUCCCCGUGCCCGUCAUUGUCUCCAACUUCAACUACUUCUACCACCGGGAGACGGCAAACGAGGAGAGGCACAGCAUCCCGAGAGAAAUCAACAAAAUCCUGCACAGCAGGGAUUCACAAAUGGGCAGCACGGACUCUCUCGGUAAGACCAACGGUGGCUGCUCUGCGGAGAAGUCUAGGAAGUGA
Messenger RNA from Pteronotus mesoamericanus, 1536 nucleotides. RefSeq names its product potassium voltage-gated channel subfamily A member 10 (gene KCNA10). Lineage: Eukaryota; Metazoa; Chordata; Mammalia; Chiroptera; Mormoopidae. The coding region runs from base 1 to 1536 and encodes 511 amino acids. Gene Ontology annotation, cellular component: voltage-gated potassium channel complex; membrane. Gene Ontology annotation, molecular function: delayed rectifier potassium channel activity; protein binding. Gene Ontology annotation, biological process: protein homooligomerization; potassium ion transmembrane transport. The transcript has a single exon. The record is from RefSeq and is a predicted model, not a curated record.